Fundulus heteroclitus (mummichog) is the source of this 2203-nucleotide messenger RNA. Its product is annotated as protein-lysine 6-oxidase. Gene Ontology annotation, biological process: peptidyl-lysine oxidation. Gene Ontology annotation, molecular function: copper ion binding; protein-lysine 6-oxidase activity. NCBI's taxonomy places the organism in Eukaryota, Metazoa, Chordata, Actinopteri, Cyprinodontiformes, Fundulidae. The coding region runs from base 314 to 1441 and encodes 375 amino acids. The record is from RefSeq and is a predicted model, not a curated record. The transcript has 8 exons.
CAAUCCCAGAAAAUAAAUAAAAACUGUCAGCUAACACGGCUGAAAAGGGAAAGUGCCGCUUCUCUCUGGGUGGCAGAUUGUGCGUUUUACGACGUUCUCUGAAGAGGAAACUUCUCAGUUGCUAACCCCAUGCGUUACAUCAGGGGUUAAAGCCCUCAUGUAACUGAGUACUAGAGGUGGAAAGAAGCUGCCUCUCUCACUCCUCCCUGCGCCAGAGGUUGGAGCAGCUGAGCUCCAGGGUUUCGCACCAACUCCUCAGACCAGCAGCUGCACCGACCGAAGGGGAAUCAGAGGCUCCUAAUUUAUUCCCACCAUGAAGCAGCUCUCUUUCGCGCGUCUGUGCUUCCUCUGCUGCUUCCUGGCUGCAGUCUGCGCCCAGGAUGCCGCUGAGCCCGACGCGCUCCGCAGGGGGCUGACAUGGCAACACAACGGGCAGGUCUUCAGCAUCCUGAGCCGCGGCGCCCAGUACAGGCCCACCACGCGGAGGCAGGCCGGUUCCCCCCGCCGCAGUAACCCGGUGCUGGUUCUCAGCGGCGCCAACGACACGGCCCCGGUCGCUGCGUCCCGGGGGGCCCCGCGGGUCCCCGCCGCCAGCAGCUCCGCGCAGCUGCGCGUAACGGCGCGCCAGCAGGCGCAGCCCCGGGCCGCUGGAGAGGGCACCUCCGCCCCGGGCAACAGGGAGGACGUGAUGGUUGGAGAUGACCCCUACAACCCCUACAAGCAUCACGGCUACGACCCCUACUACAACUACUUUGACUCGUACCACAGACCCAGGCCCCAGGCGCAGCCCCGGCCCGGAUACGGAACCCGCUACCACCAGCACGGUCUUCCGGAUCUGGUUCCUGAUCCAUAUUACAUCCAGCUCGCCUCGUACGUCCAGAGGACACCGAUGUACAACCUGCGCUGUGCCGCUGAGGAGAACUGCCUCACCUCAUCUGCUCAGUACGCUCAGGAUUACGAAACCAGAGUUUUGCUGAGGUUCACUCAGAGGGUGAAGAAUCAGGGAACCGCGGACUUCCUGCCCAGCAGGCCCCGAUACGCCUGGGAGUGGCACAGCUGCCACAAUCACUUUCACAGCAUGGACGAGUUCAGCCUGUAUGAGCUGCUGGACGCGCGGACCCAGAGCCACGUAGCCGAGGGUCACAAGGCCAGCUUCUGCUUGGAGGACACUUCCUGCGACCCGGGAUACUACCGCCGCUACGCCUGCACCUCCCACACCCAGGGUUUGAGUCCCGGAUGCUACGACACCUACAACGCUGACAUCGACUGCCAGUGGAUCGACAUCACCGACGUUCCACCUGGAAAAUACAUCCUGAAGGUGACAGUAAAUCCCAGGCAGCAGGUUCCAGAGUCCAACUUCAACAACAACGUGGCUCGGUGUCAUGUGCAGUACACGGGCAACGCCGCGCACUUCUCUGGAUGCACCCUGGAAGGAUACUGAGAAGAAUCCUAAAAAUGAGCCUGAAGACGAAGUCGGAGGCCGAACCCAACGAAGUUAAAGCUUGAAUCUGUUCACAUGUGACCCAAAAAAAAAGAAUAAUUUCUAACCAAAAACACCAGAGGCAGGGAGGUGAAACAUUUCUACGACAGGAAACCGGUUCUGGUUGUUCUGAGUGAAGUAGCUACCUCACAGCUGGAGUUACUGCCGUCCUGCUUCUGCUUCGGCCCUCGCUGGCUUUUCCUAUCCAUGGCGUUUACUGACUGAAUCUUAUUGUUUAGCAUUUUAAUGGUUGAGGCAGAAAUUAAUGAUAAGAAGGUUCAAGCUUCAUAUUUUAGUCUUAUUUUCAUCUGUGUCAGAAUCCCAGGGAAAUAUGAGCGUCACGUCAGAGUUCAGAGAUAAUUUCUGCUAAUUCUGCUCCUCUCUGUAACACAAAGACAGCCAGAGCUUCCUGCAUGUUCUCUCUUGCUUUUUAUGUACAACCUGUAAAAUACAGCCUGAGAUUUCAGCUUUAAUGUUUAAUUUAAUCAUUUCAUUUGUCCAGCGGGUAUUUCUUUUUACAGGAAAUUAAUUAAAAGUGUGGUCACUCCUUUCUGGUGCUGAGGAAUAGAUCUUUGACUUAUGCUAAAAACAAUGUUUUCCCUCUGUUGUUUUUUUAAUUUCUAUUAAAUACCAGCUGACGUCAGAUAUCAGUGGAUGUGUGUUUGCGAGAUAAUUUCACUGUCGUCCUCCGUCGCUGCUUCAAUAAAGUUUGCUUAAAUGUGA